This is a messenger RNA of Camponotus floridanus (Florida carpenter ant), 1635 nucleotides long. It is a transcript of the gene yellow-g2, whose product is annotated as major royal jelly protein 1. The record is from RefSeq and is a predicted model, not a curated record. The transcript has 3 exons. NCBI's taxonomy places the organism in Eukaryota, Metazoa, Arthropoda, Insecta, Hymenoptera, Formicidae. The coding region runs from base 91 to 1191 and encodes 366 amino acids. Gene Ontology annotation, cellular component: extracellular region.
CUACAGUUUACGAUUCGAUUCGUUCGCCAAAAGAGACGCGGCCCGAGACACAUAAUUUGAUAGAAACGGGAAAAACUCGAACGGGAAAGCAUGUUCUUCGCACGGGCGGUGACGUUUAUCAUCGCCGUUGCUCUCGUCGGUGCUAACGAACAAAAGUAUGACAAGAACAUCGCCUGGACCGGCGGAUCCUUCGAAUGGCCUUGCUCGGCCACAAAGAACAUGUUCAGGACCAGCGGUCGUUACAUCUCGAAGAAUGUCCUCGCCACCAGGGCUGCGAUCUAUAAGGACGACGCUGUCCUUGCUUUACCUAGAUUUAAGCCUGGCGUGCCAGUGACCUUGGCCAGAGUGUCGUUGAAGGAUAAGAACUGCCAGGCCAAUCUUCUCCCUUUCCCUUGUUGGUCCCUCCAAGAAGAAGGAACGUGUUCCGCGUUGCAAAACGUCGUGGACAUCUACUUGGACCCUCAAGAAAUCCUGUGGGCACUGGACACGGGCGUCGUAAAUUCCCUCGAACAGCCCGAACGAAAAUGCCCGCCAAAGGUUGUCGCCCUGAACAUAAAAACCGGCAAGGUCGUAAAAAUCGUCGACCUGUCCGGCCUGACAAACACCGCGUCCCGACUGCAGUAUGUCGUGGCCGACUACAAUUCGGACGGACGGGUGUUCAUCUACGUGACUGACGCGGCUUCGAGGGCGAUCCUGGUAUACGACGUGACUUCCGGUCGCGGCUACCGCGUCAUCCUUCCUCAGGCCGUGACCACGAACUGUAACCGCAGGGACGUGCUAUACGAGGCGCUGAUGCACCACCAGGACGGUAGCACCUGCCUCAUCUUCACGUACCUGGGCGCCAGCCAUCUGUUCUCCAUCCGAACGGAUCACCUCCGGAACGGAUACACCCAGGGCAAGAUACACGAUCUCGGCAUCAAGCCCGCGCGUCUCGUCGUCCUGGGCACCGACAACGGCAACGCGCUCUUCUUCCGUUACGAGGGUAACGCCGAGGUCUACAGAUGGGACACCAACACACCCUUCGUGUCCGCCAACUUCCAGCCGGUCUACACCAGCACCGAGUGCGCCCUGGCCACGCACAUCGUGCCCGAUUACAAGAGGGGCCAGAUGCGUGUCCUGGAGAGCAACUUCCCGGAUUACAUGCAAGGCACCGUCGGUUGCGGCGCCAAUCACGCGUUGAAUCUUAUGUAAAGAGCAAGAAAGAAAGAGAGAGAGAGUCCCUCUCGCUCUGCCGAUUGCGACUAGUCAAGGAGAUGGUAUUGUUAUUAAAAAGGGCGCGCUAAUAAGGGAUUUUCCGGUUUUUAUUUUUUUUUUUUGGCUCGGAAAAUCGAUUCAUUCAAUUCAUUCAUAAUUCUCGAUGUUUACUUCUCCACCUACGCUAUAAAUAACGUACCUUGCGCCGAUUGUCGUAUCUCCAUUGCUAUAAAUGUAGACAUAGAAGUAAAAAAUACACACACAUAUAGGCAUAUGCACGUUUACUUUAUCAUCUUUUAGCGUCGAAAUUUGAGUGCAACGAAAAAUUAUGUCGGCUGCGAUGCGUUCUUUGCAUAGCCGACGAAGCAAAAACUCUUCAACAGUAAGCAAAAUGUCAAUCGCUGACAUUCGACGAGCGAAGAAAUAAAUGUAUUUUAAAAA